Messenger RNA from Alosa sapidissima (American shad), 2077 nucleotides. RefSeq names its product E3 SUMO-protein ligase ZBED1-like. Gene Ontology annotation, molecular function: protein dimerization activity. The transcript has 3 exons. The coding region runs from base 491 to 2056 and encodes 521 amino acids. NCBI's taxonomy places the organism in Eukaryota, Metazoa, Chordata, Actinopteri, Clupeiformes, Clupeidae. The record is from RefSeq and is a predicted model, not a curated record.
CUAUAUUCCUCAUUCAAAAGUGACUAUGGUUUCAAGUAAAUUGAUGCUGUCAUUGUAUUGACAUUCAAGGAGAGAUCAUUACAAUGUUUUUUUUCUGUCCGUGUCUCCAGUGAGAUCUCUUAAGGCCUCAACACAUAGGUCUGGUGUGAUUCAUAAGUAUAAUUCACCAAAUCACAUACAUCUUACUAGUGAGAAAAACUUCACCUUUUGACAUGGAAUAUUUUCUAAUGGAUGUCAAGAUGUGCCGAAAGAGAAUUUUGGUGUGGUUAGACUCACCAAUUUUGGUGUGGUUAGACAUAAUUUAUUGACUUGUUAUCACAUUCUGACACAUUCAAUGAGAUCAGUAUCCCUGUGCCACACUGGAGAUCAUAGGCCUACUUCAAAUGCUGCCCCUCCCUUGUUUAUUUGGUUCCACCCCCUCAAACGGAAACAGUUUCUGAUUCUCCCACUCAUCACCCACAACACUCAUAAAGGACUUUGAUUAGCUCCAAUGGGAAGUCGAAGAGUGCAAAUGGCGAGUCCAGGCAGGAAGCGAUGCAGGAGGAUGGCUGAGUUACAAGCUAUCACUGUACCUCAACAAGUCUCUCAAGGAGAUGAGCUUCUGAAGCACCACCUGUUAAAAAUGCUGGUAACUGACCUGCUGCCCUUUAGCAAAGUGAAAGACGUGGGCUUUCGAGCCUUCUGCCGGGGCCUGAACCCGACCUUUGACCCGCCGUCCUCCGCGCUGUGGGUGCGCACAGAGCUCCAGAGCGUGUACGAGUACAUCAAGGCUGAGGUGCAUAACAUGCUGCAGUCGGUCCCAGAGGUGGCUCUGACCGCUGAGAUGUGGACACACACCUCGGAGGGCGUCUACUUGACGGUCAGCUGCCACUUCAUCGAUCGCUACUGGAAGCGGCGGAACUGCCUGCUGGAGACGGUGGCUUUAGGCUCGGACAGAGAUGCGGCCCACGUGGUCGAGCAGCUUCUGAAGACGUCUAGCGACUGGGGCAUCGCUGAGAAGGUCAAGGUGGUCGUGUCCAACGUGAAAAGCAAAGACAGCAUGACGGAAAGUUGCGAGGCCAAAGGCUGGGUGCACAUGCGCUGCUUCGUGUGCACUCUGGACAUUGUGUUCCGUGAGGCGCUCGCCCAGCUCGACGAGCCGUCGUGGCGCAUGCCGCUGCUCCUGCGCAAGUGUCGUGCCAUCGUGCGCUUCUUCCAGCAGGACCGCGAUGCCCAGCGGCAGCUCCGUGCCAACCAGGAGAACCUGAAUCUCAGCCCACUGCGGCUCGUCCAGGCUGCCGCGGACGACACAUGGCUGGACGUGGGCACCAUGCUCCAGCGGUUGUCCCAGCAGCGAGACGCCAUCAACCUGGUGCUCCUGCAGCAUGUCAAGGAGGACCUCUGGCUGAACGAUCGCGAUAUGGAAAAAAUAAAUUCUGUACUAGCUGCUCUGCAGCCCCUCAGGGACACGGCAAAGGUGAUGGUGAGCGACGGGUACGAGUCACUCUCCAACAUCAUCCCGCUCGUCGACAACCUGCAGAAGUCAAUGACCCGGCUGUCCGAGGAUGGCAAUCAGGUGGCCAAGGCGCUGGCAGACGUCUGCAUGAGGCUCUUCGGCCACGCGGGGGACAACCGCUGGAUGGCCUUGAGCACUGCGAUGGACCCGCGCUUCAAGAACAUCAUGCUCUUCAGCAGCAGGGCGCAGACGAUCGAACAGAAACUCCAAGCGGAGCUGAAAGUUCUGUGCCCGAGUAAAGACGCCAGUCCAUUGGGCUUUGGGACAGAAGAAGUGGACGCGAUACUGACGGAGUACAAGAGCACCAACACGAUGGUCAGAGAUCAGAACCCGCUCGACUUUUGGAGACUGCCCAGGGGGUUUAAGAAGCUAAGCCACGUCGCACGUAAGUAUCUUACAGUCGUGUCGACGGCCGUCCCUCUACAGAGGGCCUUCAACCCAGAAAUUUCCAGAAGGGUGCACCACAGCAGGUGUCACCUGGAGCCUGAGAACGUGAACUUGAUGAUGUUCCUGAAUGGACACUGGUCCAUCGAGAGCAGUAACUCACCAGAGUCAGAUUAAAUUUUGUUUUCAUACCUUUUA